This is a messenger RNA of Clarias gariepinus (North African catfish), 1476 nucleotides long. Its product is annotated as G-protein coupled receptor 54-like. The record is from RefSeq and is a predicted model, not a curated record. Lineage: Eukaryota; Metazoa; Chordata; Actinopteri; Siluriformes; Clariidae. Gene Ontology annotation, biological process: neuropeptide signaling pathway. Gene Ontology annotation, molecular function: G protein-coupled peptide receptor activity. Gene Ontology annotation, cellular component: membrane. The transcript is spliced from 5 exons. The coding region runs from base 81 to 1145 and encodes 354 amino acids.
CUCUGUACGAGGACAUCACUUUCCUCACACUACUGUGAUUACAGUCAUCACUUGGGCCAGUUAGGGAAUAAAAAACUACAAUGAAUGUUUCAAUUAAUUCCACCAACGAGUCUUGUCCUGGUCUCUCUGUGUGUGAAGAAGACACGCUCGCGCCCGGGAUUCCCUUCCUGCUGGACGCCUGGCUCGUGCCGCUGGUCUUCGCGCUCAUCAUGGUACUGGGACUGCUGGGAAACUCACUGGUUCUGUAUGUGAUCUCUAAACACAGGAAAAUGUGGACAGCGACUAAUAUUUAUAUAGCAAACCUGGCGAUGACGGACAUCACCUUUCUGGUGUGCUGCGUACCUUUCACUGCGGUGCUUUAUCCGUUACCCAGCUGGAUCUUUGGAAAUUUCAUGUGUAAAUUUGUCAGCUACAUCCAACAGGUAUCCGCACAGGCCACUUGUGUAACACUGACAGUGAUGAGUGUGGAUCGCUGGUAUGUCACCGUGUAUCCGCUGCGCUCCUUGCAGUGUCGGACACCGAGAGUUGCCACCAUGGUGAACCUGGGAAUCUGGAUAGGAUCUUUCUUGGUGUCUCUCCCGGUGCCCCUGUACACUAGGACUUUAGCUGGAGAAUGGUUUGGUCCACAGGUAUUCUGCACUGAGAUUUUUCCCACAACAACCCACAAGAAAGCCUUCAUCCUGUACAACUUCCUGGCUGUAUAUCUGCUCCCACUGGUGACUAUCUGUGUGUGUUACGUGGUCAUGUUGUACCAGAUGGGCCGGCCAGCUGUGGAGCCUGUUGAUAAUAAUUAUCAGCUCCAGGUUCAGACAGAGCGCAGUGCUGCUGUAAGAGCUAAAGUAUCCCGUAUGGUGCUGGUGAUCGUUCAGCUGUUCAUUCUGUGCUGGGGUCCCAUUCAGCUGUUCAUCCUGGCCCAGGCAUUUAGCCCACACUUCCGUCAGGACUACUACACAUACAAGGUGAAGAUAUGGGCCCACUGCAUGUCCUACAGCAACUCCUGCAUUAAUCCUAUAGUCUACGCCUUCAUGGGUGCCAACUUUCGCAAGGCCUUCAAGAAAGCUUGUCACUGCUGUUUCACACAACGGGUAAAUGUCGCCGAACAGCCGAACGCACACGGAAACACCGAGAUGCAUUAUGUGUCGUAGAGGAAAUGUCUUAUAGAGUAUAUCUCUUAUCUCUAUGUGGUGUGUGUGUUUGGAACCUUUGACCUAGUGCAGACAUUAUGCUAGUCUACAUGAGGGGAAGAAAACUGAAAUGAAAAGAUUUAAAGAGGCAAAUGGUGUAGGUUAAGGAUACAAUGUAUUUUUUUAGGUUCGAGUGUAGUAGCAAUAGGCCGUAUGUUAUGUGGCCAUUGAAGCUGUAUUUUCAUUAGACUUAGUUUAAAGUACAAAUACGUGCAAGUAAUUUAUAUACCAAGACGCUGCUUUGAAAACAGAUGGAUGUAUUGUACAGAAUGCGCCAUGGUGAAGGAGGAAG